AUGGGUUGCUGCUUUACAAAAAAGAAGAGCCAACUAAAACCUCAAGUUUAUGAAUACAUAAAAAAAAAUGAUCCAAAUGAGAAACCAUAAGAACUUGGAUAAUCAUCUAUUCAAGAUAUGGAAGUUAUAAUAAUUGGUAAUCCAGAAGAAGAAGAGAUAGAGAGACAUUCACUCAAAUCAGAUUAAGAGUAUAAUAAUUAAAAUAUUAUUUUAAAGUAUUCAUAAUUGGGAAUAAGGAGAAGUACUUGGAUAAGGUGCUUUUGGAAAAGUAUUUAUGGGACUCUAGAAGAAUGGAUAAAUAAUGGCAGUGAAAUAAGUAUUCAUAUAGAAUUAAAAUGAUGAUGUAUUGUAUAUAAAUAGUGUAGAGAGUAAAGUAAUUAUAAAAAGAAAUUGAAAUGUUGAGUAAAUUAUAACAUCCAAACAUAGUACGUUACUUAGGAUGUGAAUAGAAAAAUCAAUUCAUAAAUAUAUUCUUGGAGUAUGUAAGUGGAGGUUCAGUUUAAACUUUGUUAGAAAGAUUUGGAUGUUUUAGAGAAAGACUAAUUAAAACAUAUUUGAAAUAAAUAUUGUUAGGAUUAAGUUAUUUACAUGGAAAGAAUGUUAUUCAUAGAGAUAUAAAAGGAGGAAAUAUUUUAAUUGAUAAUUCUGGUCGAUGUAAGUUAGCAGGUAUUUAAAUAUAUAAUGCUAGAUUUUGGAAGUAGUAAAUAAUUGAGUGAUAUAACUCAUGAUAGUUUAGGAUCUAUAUGUGGAACUCCCAAUUUUAUGGCUCCAGAAGUAAUUAAUUAAGAAUAGUAUGGAAAGAAGGCAGAUAUUUGGAGUCUUGGUUGUACAAUAAUAGAAAUGGCAACAGGAUAACCACCUUAUUCUGAAUAUAAAGAUGCAAUAGCUAUAAUGGUUAAAAUAGGCAAAUCUACUUAGCCUCCUGAAAUUCCAGAGUAAUUACAAUCUUUUGAAGCUAGAGAUUUCUUAUCAAAAUGUUUGUAGAUUGAUCCUAAAAAAAGAUCUACAGCAGAUGAAUUAUUGAAACAUCCAUUUUUAGAUGAACCUAAAUAAAAUUAAUUAUUUAAAAAGACUUAGUCAUAUACAUUUAAUUAGAGACAAGUUUAAAAAUAAAAUUCUAAAAUAAAGACAUCAUUUUUAUUGGAUGAUGUUAAUUAAGAUUAAUAAAUGGAACCUGUAUCACCUUAAUUUUAGGGAUAAUAAGGUAUAACAGAAACAAACUAGAUUAAAGUUAAGAAAAAGAAAAAAAAACCUUAAUAUUAAUUAGUCAUUGAACCUGAAUAGAAUGAUUGUAUUCUUACAGGAUAAGAAACAAAUUUGGCUGAAAAUCGAAACAAAUUUUAAUUUGCAGAAUAUAACAAUAUGAAUUUAAAAGAAACUUAUAUUAAGCCAUUUAAUAAAGAAAAUUAAGAUAAUCUGUAAAGAGAGUUAGAACUAAUAUUGGAGCAGUACAUAAAUUGA
Molecule: messenger RNA, 1461 nt
Organism: Paramecium sonneborni
Lineage: Eukaryota; Ciliophora; Oligohymenophorea; Peniculida; Parameciidae
Source: the annotation of a GenBank genome assembly